AUGCGGGACAAGGGUGAGGUGGAAGUCCUUGACGACGUCAACGACCUGGUUGACGACGAGCUCGUCGUCAACCCCUUCUACGCCGAAGUCCCCAUGCCGGCCGAGGUGCUGCAGGCGGCGGCAGAGGAGGCUGACGCCGCUGAGGAGGACGCGGAAGCGGCGGCGGCAGAGGAGGAGGGGGGCGUGCUUGAGGAAGGCGGGGAGGCAGAAGAGCCCAGCGAUGACGAAUGGUGGCGCCCUGGCCGCUUUGACGGGGAAGACUUCUAG
This is a messenger RNA of Closterium sp. Naga37s-1, 267 nucleotides long. The record is from the annotation of a GenBank genome assembly. Lineage: Eukaryota; Viridiplantae; Streptophyta; Zygnematophyceae; Desmidiales; Closteriaceae.